AUGGCUGUAAGCUUCGAUCUCUCUCCAUCUUCCACCAUACCAGUUAACCCGAAACCGUUCUUGAACAAUUUGACCGGCAAGACGGUUAUUGUUAAGCUCAAAUGGGGAAUGGAAUACAAAGGUUUCCUUGCCUCUGUUGACUCCUACAUGAACUUGCAGCUGGGAAACACCGAGGAAUACAUCGACGGGCAAUUAACGGGAAACCUUGGUGAGAUCUUGAUCAGAUGCAACAACGUUUUGUAUGUCCGAGGGGUGCCAGAAGAUGAAGAACUUGCAGACGCUGAACAAGACUAA
Molecule: messenger RNA, 294 nt
Organism: Arabis nemorensis
Lineage: Eukaryota; Viridiplantae; Streptophyta; Magnoliopsida; Brassicales; Brassicaceae
Source: the annotation of a GenBank genome assembly